Messenger RNA from Xenopus laevis (African clawed frog), 3526 nucleotides. RefSeq names its product oocyte zinc finger protein XlCOF7.1-like. The record is from RefSeq and is a predicted model, not a curated record. The transcript is spliced from 11 exons. NCBI's taxonomy places the organism in Eukaryota, Metazoa, Chordata, Amphibia, Anura, Pipidae. Bases 114 to 1829 code for a protein of 571 amino acids.
CAGGGAACAAGGACAGUUUGGGGAAAGAGGGAAGGGACUGUGUAACGGAUGGUGCUGAGGUACAAGAUUAAGAAUGAAGCAACAAAAAAAAAAGAAAAGAAAGGCGCGCGCAGAUGACAUCACCGGUCAGGUCACGUGCCCAGGUAUUUCCGGAAAGGCAGGAGCCGGCUGUACACAGCUCAGCUGAUUGGCGGCGGGGGGUACCUGAGCACCACAACAUGGAGCAGAACCUGUGCAAUCCAUCAGCAAUGAACAGCGACAGGAAUCCGGCCACUGAGAGGAUCAUGAGUCUCAUCCUGGAGAUCAUUUGGCUGCUGACGGGGGAGGACUGCGUUGUUGUUAAAAAACAAGAUGGCCAAUCUGUACCCAGUAGCAGCAGCGCCGAUGUAUCAGAAGGAUUUUUAAUGGUUCAGGGGUCAAAGACAGACCCUACCCCCAGGUCUCAGACCCCAGAGAGCAACAGUAGUAGGAAGAGCCUUCAGCCGCUGCCUUGCGAGGUUCCAGAAAGGGAGGAGGACGUUGCUAUUCGUGUCACCAUAGAGGAGAGGGAAUAUGGGGAACGACAUAAGAAGCGGCACAAAGGCAAAGCAAAGCCUCACAAGGACCGGCCCCCACUGAAUGAAUUCUCAGAUGUCUCAGAAAGAUCUCACCUCCCUGCAUAUACCCAGGAGGGUCUAGAGGAGAACAGACUGAUCUCUCCCAAUUACCAGAUGGAGCCACGAGUUGGAAUGUUACCCCAGCAGUAUAAGAAUGAUGAGUCGAUUCGUAAUCAGAUGAGCGCGGAGCCAUUUCCAACACAGACUGCAGCAGACAGAUGUCCAAUCCCACCAUACUCUCGGCACUGUGCUCAUGAAAGUGGUGGGAUCCUAGAGAUUCAUCAGGGCUACAAGGAGGAAGCGGAGGAAACGCCAACAGAAAUGAACUCAGAUGAAGCCAUCAGCAGAAACACAGCAGGAACAGACCACAGCCCUCCUUACUCGCAGGACUUCAUACAUGAAGAAAACACCAGUACACAGGAUUUUCAGAUGGAACAAUUAGAUGUAAUAGUGCUGCAGCAGUGUAAGGAAGAGGAGAUCCCUGCAGAAAUCAGCACAGGUAACCCCACCACCUGGGAAGCCCAGUUAGACGCCUGCCCCAUUUUACCUUCAGAGGCUGAUUUUGGAAACAGGAGCUUUGUAAUGGAUACUUCUAUCAAUGGAGAUGGAAGAAAGGCAGGGACUGUUCCAGAAAGCCACCCUGUGUUACCCACCACAAAGGACCUGACGGGAUACAAUUAUAACUGCAGGGUCUGCGGCAGGAUUUUUGCCAGUGAGUUAGAUUUUAGGUCACACCAGAUCCUACACACCAAUAAGAAGAUGUACAGUUGCUUUGGGUACGAGGCACGAGAGGGUUUGGCUGCACAGCAAAUAGCCCAGAAUGAUAAAAGAACAGAAUCCUUACUUUAUAACUCAGCUGAUACCGAGCAGCAGCAACAAAUGCACGCAAAGAAGAAAAGCUACAUGUGCCUGAUCUGCGGCAAAUGCUUGAGCCAAAAGUCUGACCUGAUCAUACACCAGCGGAUUCACACGGAGGAGAAGGCGUUCGCCUGCACGCACUGCGGCAAGUGUUUCCGACACAAAUCCACUCUUGUUAUUCAUCAGAGGAUUCACACGGGGGAGAAACCCUUUGUGUGUUGUGACUGUGGCAAAUCUUUUAAGCAGAGCGGCCACCAUUUGGCGCAUCGCAGGAUCCACACCGGAGAGCGGCCAUUUGCAUGUACUGAAUGCGGAAAGAGUUUUAAGCGCAAAUCGACUCUACAUUCCCACCAGAGAACGCACAGAAGGAAAUAAGUGAUAGAAUGCAUUUUGGGAGUGUUGUCUCUGUGUGCCCACUACAGUGAAGGAUUUGUUUUCUGUAUACUCUUACCCACAAUGGAAAAUUCAACUGACAUUCUGGAUUUUAUCAUUUUAUUCAUAAAUAUAGAAGCUCUUGUGAUGACCCCUCAAGAAUUGUGUUCAGCUGAUCAUUUAGAAUAUUAUUCCAAACUGACGUGCUUGAUUGCUAGGUGGAGCCGAGAUAAUGGGGUUGGCGAGUUAUAGUGAGAUUUUGGGUGAUUUUUUUUUUUUUCUGUCCCUCCUAUAGUUCUCAGUAAUGCUAAUCAUUUGCACCUUAUUGUAGGUAUUUGAAUGUCAUUAGAUAAGAGCUUGAAGGAACCUAUUAUUUAUCCUUCAAAUAUAUAGUUUGGGUUACUCUUUGUUAUUGGAGUGAGCUGCAUUGCCAUACUUGUCUUAAACAGGCAGGAUCACCAGGCCUAGACUGAAUGGGCGGGAUCACCGGGCCUAGACUGUAUGCGUGGGGUUUCCAGGCCAACCUGAAUGGAUGGGAUCACUAGGUAUAGACUGAGCGGAAUGCCCAGACCUAGACUGUGUGCGUGGUUACUAGGCCUAGCAUCGAAGGCCUAGCCUGAAUUGGCAGGAUCCCCAGGCCUAGCCUGAAUGAGCAUGGUUACCAGGCCUAGCAUGAAUGGUCAGGAUCACCAGAUCUAGACUGUAUGGGUGGGAUCACCAGGCCUAGACUGAAUGGGUGGGGUUACCAGGCUUUGCAUGAAUGGUCGGGAUAACCAGGCCUAGACUGAAUGAGCAUGGUUUCCAGGCCUAGCAUGAAUGGUCUCUAAAAGUCUAAAAACCCCAGAAUUGUAACUCUUGCCGAUACUGACGUCAUGUUUAUGGUGAUACCAUUAGAAAGAGGUUGCACAAAUGAGAUUGACAUGGGAGAUGAGCCAGGAGGAACCCUGUCCAGAAACGUCAAGACAAGGCCAAAGUUGCCCAUGAACAUCUAGGCAAAGACCAGGACUUUUGCAACAGUGAAAGAUGAAAAAUUCUCAGAAUUCGUGCCAGAGAAUGAUAGUUAUAUGCACCGCUUACUUAGUGGUUGUUUCUGCCAGGUAUUAGGCUAAAACUACACAUCAGAUUUUGUGGGUCAGAUUUUAUGUGAUCUUGCCAUCCGACACCAUGCAACGUGAUUUGUAGGAUGAUACAAUACCUGGUCCCACUAUAGCUACAAUGUCGGAUCAGAUAAAACUGGAUGGUGGAGCUGAUUCAUGCAUCUACAUCCGACACGGAAAAAAAGUCAGUCAGACACUGAGAUUUUAUGUCAUCAGAUGAAGUUGCAGCGUUUGCUUACUACUACUAGUAGUGUUGCGUCAAAUGGAGCAGACAGAUAGUGGAACAAAGAGCAUUUAUUGUGGCAAAUGCUUAGUUGGAUCAGAAUCCCUUUUAGUUUUAAGACUCCUGCAACUAAACCCAUUUUGUUGCCCCAUAUUCAUUAUUAGCCCUUUACUGUGCUGUGUUUUAUCAGCAAUUCCAAUCUGAACCUAUAGGGUGCAACUAACACCCAGCUUUGCUGGCAGAACACAAAGCCCAUCACCCAUCUCAACCCACCCACUCAUCCUCCUGUUAGAGAAUAUAAUGAUUAGUGCUGCUCCAUGUUAAAUCCUCCUAUUGCUGUAAUUCUUAUUUAUUGGACAAUAAAUUGCUUUGCGUUUGAA